AUGGAUUACAUUGACACAAAUAAAUUAGAUUCCAAUAGUGAGAUUGAAGAAGACAUUGAUGAGUAUCACAAAUCAAACAAUUCAAAUCCUCGGAAAAAUACAAGUAAUAACUCUGUUGUAAAAAAUUUGGCAUGUAACAAAAGUCAAGAAGCUACGGGUAAAAGUUUGGCAUAUAACAGAAAUAAAAAAGCUGCAGAUAUUACUAAUCGCAUAAAGAGUUGCGAGUGUUUGUUAAAGAAACUGCACAAUUCUUCUCAACAAUUGGAAAAUCAGAUUUAUGAUACUGACAACAAAAUCUUGGAUAAAAAAUUCCCCAUGAAAAGUCUCGAUGACGUAAGAGAUAUUGAACAGCAAUUAAAACAUGAUGAGACAUUUAAAAACCAAGUUAAAUCGGCACUUUAUUUCAACUCACAAAGUACUAUGAAAAAAACCGUUACGAGAAUUAUGACAACAUUGUUUACAAAUGAAGUAGCUACAAAAUUCAGUUGGACUGGACAAAAAGAAAACAAACAGAGAUUUGAAACAUUGCUUUUAUGGAAAAUAAUAUAUGGUGUUGUAAGAAGCAAGUUCAAGGAUGUCACUGAGGGGGAUGUAAGCGCACCUAUUAAAAUUUGGUUAGCUCACGCAACGGAUCGACUAAAAAACAAGAGAUAAGAAUGAUUAUUUUUUUAUAGCAUUUAAUUUAAAAUUUUAU
Molecule: messenger RNA, 694 nt
Organism: Solenopsis invicta (red fire ant)
Lineage: Eukaryota; Metazoa; Arthropoda; Insecta; Hymenoptera; Formicidae
Exons: 4
Coding region: 1-654 (217 amino acids)
Source: RefSeq, a predicted model, not a curated record